GAGUUUAUACAGAUCAUUAACUCCUUAAACAUCCGAAAGACGUCUCUUGCGAUUUCCUCUUGCGCCGGCUGGAGAGAGUUGAGAACAACAGCAACCAAGGUGUGAUCGGCACUCCCAGCAAAGAUGCCGGGCUUCGCAGAAUCGUUCUGGUCCAACGACUACGCCGCAGGACUUGGUGUCCUGUUUGGCAAGCUCCAGCAAGGCGUCGUCGAGAACCGCCAAGUCCUCACCAUCGCCCGAAUGCGCGCCGAAGCCGAGGAGAUCUACGGUCAGCGCCUCUCCGAUAUCACCCCUGCGGUCGACAAGAUUCAAGGCGGGUUCGCCCGCGACGAUGGCGCCAGCGUGCGCAAGGCGUACGACGGCGUACGAACCGAGAUGGAAGAAGCGUCCAAAAACCACAAGAAGAUUGCGCAGAACAUUCGCGACCUGGUCGUCAACCCCUUCUCUCGCUGGUGUGAGGCGCACGAAACCCGGAUACAGGACUCGCACGAGGAACUGCAAGGGCGUAUCAAGGCCCAUGACAAGCAGUCCGAGGCCGUCAAGAAGCUGAGGAGCAGCUACUUCAACAAAUGCCGUCUCGUCGAGGAUAUCGAGGAGGAGAACAAGCUCGCGUUCCAGGACCCGGAUGGUAGCCCAAAGCAACUGCAAAACAUCCCGGAAAUCAAGGUGGACCAGGAGCCAGCAGAAGAGGAGGAACCACUCGAGAUCGGUGACCAGAUAUACUCCCCCGAACAGGUGAAGAAAAUCCUGGCGCAUAUGAUCGCGACCGUCAAAAUGGGCGAGACCAAGGUUCCUAUUCUUGGUAUAUACCAGAAUACCUCAGCCGGUUCCGACAUCGUGGAAUAUUUCCAGCAGCAUAUGGGGAGUUCAAGUGUGAGCUAUGCUGAGCGCAUUGGUCAGGACCUAGUCUCCCACGGCUUCCUGCGCUUGGUCGGCAACGUCGGAAACACCUUCGCCAACAGCUCCAAGCUGUUCUACCAAUGGCGGCCGCAGGCAUUUGAGAUGGCCGGUGUCCCCGAAAAGAAGUCGGUUGCGAGGACCUUCUCCAUCCCUGUGGGCGGGUCCGACGGCGAUAACUCCCCGGUGGUUGGCGCGGUGACCGAGUACCUAGCCAAGUGGGACGUCCUGAACACGUCGCGGCCGAACGAGACGCCCACUGAGCGCAUGCGCCGGGAGGCUAGGGAAGCGGACGACCGGUACAAGGCCGCCGUUCAGAAACUGGACGAGAUGCGCUGCGAGUUGGAGGAAGCCAUCCACGUACAUCUCAAGUUCCUCGAGCGUUGUGAGCUGGACCGUCUCAAGGCUACCAAAACGGUCAUCCUGGACUUUUCCGGAACCAUCAGCAACGUUAUUCCUAGCUUGCAGUCCACCGUCGACAACAUGAUGCUGUACCAGGAGACCGUGCAGCCGCUUGGGGACCUCCGCUACCUCCUGGAGAACUACCGUACCGGCAGCUUUACCCCUAAGGUGGUUGUCUACGAGAACUAUUACAACAAGGUCGACGAGCAAACUUUCGGUGUGGACCUCGAGGCCCGCGCCAGGGCCGACCGAAAGCGGGUCCCCGUCAUCAUCACGACACUUCUUACCUACCUGGAUCACCACUACCCCGACCUUGAGGGCGAUGAAGCCCGCAGGGGAGUGUGGCUGCACGAGGUCCCGCUUGCCCAAACGCACAAGCUGAGAGCCAGGGUCAACAAUGGGAAAGCACCCGCCCUCGAGACGUUUGCUGAAUUCGAUAUACCCACCGUCGCGAGUCUCCUGAAGCUCUAUCUCCUCGAACUUCCCGAUUCUCUUGUCUCGUCACACGUCUAUGAAAUCAUCCGGACCAUUUACACUACCCCAACGGCGGAUGGCGGCGAUGCGGCCCGUGUCCCUGUCCUGCAGCAGACGCUCUCCCAACUACGCCUCACCAACAUUGCGUCUCUGGAUGCCUGUAUGAACCACUUCACGCGCCUAAUUGACCUUACAUCAGCCGACGAGGAGUACAUCGCCAAGCUCGCGACUUCUCUUGCCCCCUGUGUCCUACGCCCACGCUCGGAGACGUCGCUCACAAUGGAGGAGAAGCACGCUUAUCGCCUUGUCCGCGACCUCUUUACCCACAAGGACUCAAUUUUCAACGAACUGAAGCGUCUGUCGACCGCGAAUUCUUCUGGCUCCAUUAAGGGUAACCAGAACCGGCCACGGGCGAUCUCCACCGAUGAAAGCAACCGCAAGGCGAACAUGGAAGAGCGCAACCGUGCGCUCCUAGAGAAGGCUACCGGCAGCCGGAGCAGGGCGACGUCCCCCGCGCCCAGCCCACGCGCUUCCCACCGUCGCGACAGGAGCGUCGGUGGGCCCGAGACACGAUUCCCCAUCUCGACGACCCUGUCCAGCCCCACCACCGAGCACAGGAAGCGAACGAGCCUCGGCCCCAACCUCCCCAAGCGCACCAGCCUCGAAGUCCCAGGCGAGUCCGACUCCAACACCGCCAACCUGAGCCACCCAUCCGACGGCAACUUCAUCAUGAACGGCAUCAGCGCCAUGACGGCCGCGUCGGCGGCGGGCACCCCAGGGACGCCACCGACGCCCGUCGCGGCGGCGGACCCGCAGCUGGCCAAGGUCGGCGAGCAGGAGCAGCACAUGGUCGAGAAGCGCAACAGCCUCGGCCGCAGCGGCGCCCGCUUCUCGUCGGGCCGCCGCGUCACCCCCGCGUCUGCCGCCGCUGCGCGCACGGGGGGAACCGCGACGCCCCCGCCGAGUCACCACCAGCACACGGGCAGUGGCCCCCAGUCCCAGGAGCGCGGGCGCCCGCAGCAGCAGCAGUCUGGGCAUGGCCAGCAGCAUAGUGUUACGCUGGUGGAUGCGCCGAUGGAUUACUAGUAGUGGUCUGGUGGGCCGGCGGGCGGUGUUGGGUGUGGUGUUGUGGUGGGGUGCUGGGGUUGUGGUGUGAUGCUGGUGGAGGUGUUGGGGUGUUGGGUGAGUUGGGGGCCGAGGUUAGGUUAAGAAGAGACAAGAUAUGAUAUCAUGAUGGCGGGACGGGCGGAAAUGGACGGGCGGAGCGAGUGAGUUGGGUUUCGGUUUCAUGUAUCU
This is a messenger RNA of Chaetomium fimeti, 3069 nucleotides long. RefSeq lists its product as uncharacterized. Gene Ontology annotation, biological process: small GTPase-mediated signal transduction. Gene Ontology annotation, molecular function: GTPase activator activity. NCBI's taxonomy places the organism in Eukaryota, Fungi, Ascomycota, Sordariomycetes, Sordariales, Chaetomiaceae. Gene Ontology annotation, cellular component: plasma membrane; cytoplasm; division septum. The transcript is spliced from 3 exons. The record is from RefSeq and is a predicted model, not a curated record. The coding region runs from base 124 to 2859 and encodes 911 amino acids.